UUUUCGAAAAAAAAAAAAAAAAGAUGGCUACAUACACUACGGACUGCAGCUCAUAUUUGUGACUACUCAUAUAUGUGACGACUAAAAAAAAAUCUUUGAGCCUUUUUGUUGUUUUGUUUUUUUUCAUAAUCUAAUAUUUAUAUUACUCCAUUUAAAACGAAUUAACAUGAGUUCACUGUUAAAUACUACAGACGGAUUUCAACCUGCACUUUCAAAAUUCGAUUCACCUUACGACAAAGAGAUUCUUUUAGAUGAUGAUAAAGAACUUUGGUUAAUUCGUAUUCCAGAUAAUAUUGAUGAGAAAGAACUAGUUAAUAUGAAGUUUAAGUUACCUUCUGACAAGGCUUCAAAAAAGCCUUUAGGUAAAAUGGAGAAGGAAGGAGACAAAUAUGCUUUAUAUAAAGUACCUACUACAACUGACUUAAAGUCUGGAUCAGAUGGCGAAUCAGAUGAAAGUUUAGAUAUUGGCAUUAGUGGUCAUGAAAUGCUGUCACUUGAUUGUUUAGUUCCUACUCGUGAAGAUAACGGCAACCUUACUUUUGCUCCAAAGAAGUUUAGUCAGUAUUUAAUUUUGAAUCAAGUUAUUGAUAUUCCUGAUACAACUAUCUUGGCUCAAUCUAUUCUUGAUAGACCCGUUUAUAAAAGAGAACAACCAGAAGGUCUUAAAAUGCGAUUUAAGCCUUAUGGAUAUUAUUCUGGUAAAAUUUAAACUGGCUCCCUUUUUUUUUUUUUCUUUUAAUUCUUAUUCUUAAUGGAUAUUAAAUAACAAAAACAGGUGAAGUGACAUUGGAUCAAAGUAAGAAUGACGAAAAGGAUAUUAAAAUGGCUGUCGAGGAUGAAACACCAAAGAAGAGAAAGAGAACAGAAGAUAGUGAAGAAGAUAAUAAAACUGAAGAAAAGAAAAAGUCAAAGAAGGAGAAAAAAGAGAAAAAGGAAAAAAAAGAUAAAAAAAAGGCAAAAAAAGAAAAGAAUUAAUUAGACUUCAUGUUGUAUAAAUAAACUUGUGCAUUUUUAUUUUAUUUUA
Molecule: messenger RNA, 1024 nt
Organism: Cokeromyces recurvatus
Lineage: Eukaryota; Fungi; Mucoromycota; Mucoromycetes; Mucorales; Mucoraceae
Exons: 4
Coding region: 167-709 (180 amino acids)
Biological process (GO): transcription by RNA polymerase I
Source: RefSeq, a predicted model, not a curated record